AUGGGAGGGACGUCGCAGCACGGCCCCGAGGACUGCCGCUUUCUGGAUGCAGAAGCAUCCAAGACCCGAAAGAAGACCUGCACCAGGUACAAGGUCUGCGGGCUGCUCUUCAGUGUGCUGCUCAUUGCUCUCAUCCUCGUACUCUUUGGUGUCAAACACCUGUGGAACCCAGCAUCCAGACAAGUCUAUGACAUGGAGCACACCUUCUUCAGCCACGGCGAGAAGAAGAAAAUUGUGAUGGAGAUCGACCCGCUGACCAGGACAGAGACCUUCAGGAGUGGGAAUGGCAGUGAGGAGAUCCUGGAGAUCCAUGACUUCAAGAACGGAAUAACCGGCAUCUUCUUUGUGGGACUUCAAAAGUGCUUCAUCAAAACUCAGACCAAAGUCAUACCGGAGACUACGGAGGCCAAGAUCCCUGAGCUGGAGGGUGAAGAAAUCACCACCACCUACUUUGAGCAGUCCAUGGUCUGGGUGCCUGGUGAAAAACCCAUUCAGAACAAGGAAUUUCUGAAGAGUUCCAAAAUUUUUAACAUUUGUAGAAAUGUGACCAUCUACUGGAUCCACCCAACGCCAAUAGCAGCUCCGGAGCUGGCUGGCCUGGAAAGAACAGAAGAAGACGACACCGGGCUGUUCACGGAUGACCAGAGCUGGCUGGAUGGCAACAAUGAGCGUGGGAUGGAGGCUGCCCUACCAGGACCCAAGCGCCGGACACGGCAGCUGACAGAAGAGGACCUGCCUGUCAACGACUACACAGAGAACGGGCUGGAGUUCCACCCGCUGUGGGAUGAGCGGGGCUACUGCUGUGCACAGUGCCGCCGCGCCAACCGCUACUGCCGGCGGGUCUGCGAGCCGCUGCUGGGCUACUACCCCUACCCAUACUGCUACCAGGGCGGCAGGGUGAUCUGCCGUAUCAUCAUGCCCUGCAACUGGUGGAUCGCACGCAUGCUGGGCCGGGUGUAAGCCCUGUGCGCACCCACCGAGCCCCCAGGUGGGACCCCCAAACAGGCUGCAGACCCCGAGCGUGGCUCCGAGGGCUGGGCCGGGCUGGCGUCAUCGCCCCACUGAGUGGCGAGAGGCAAGCAAUAAAUGUCCUAUAUGAGCGAUUGCAAAGAAAAUGGAAAGUCGUUUCGUCUCAGCCUGUGAUGCUUAAUGGGUCUGAGGAGUGAUCUAAUUGCUCGGCUGCUUCCUCGUGAGCAGCCAUAACUCAGGUGCAGGGAGUCGCCUUGCUGGGAACGUGCUGGGGUCCCCAGUGUGCUCCUGGCAGAGCCAGCACUGUUAACAACACAGCACCCCUCAGCUCUGGUGCCCUUGGGGAUG
Phasianus colchicus (ring-necked pheasant) is the source of this 1317-nucleotide messenger RNA. RefSeq names its product tenomodulin (gene TNMD). Gene Ontology annotation, biological process: negative regulation of endothelial cell proliferation; negative regulation of angiogenesis. NCBI's taxonomy places the organism in Eukaryota, Metazoa, Chordata, Aves, Galliformes, Phasianidae. The record is from RefSeq and is a predicted model, not a curated record.